Drosophila arizonae is the source of this 976-nucleotide messenger RNA. RefSeq lists its product as uncharacterized. Lineage: Eukaryota; Metazoa; Arthropoda; Insecta; Diptera; Drosophilidae. The record is from RefSeq and is a predicted model, not a curated record.
AGCCGCCACAGCGAGCAGCUGCUUCAGGCAGGAGCUGCCAGCAGCAGCAGCGGUAGCAGCAACGACAACGACAACUACAACGAGAACAUCAACGACGCUAGCCACAGCCGCAGCCACAGCCACAGCCACAGCCGAGUUGGCUCGGCCACGCCCAUGACMCAGCUGAACGGUCCGGUGAUGCGCAUCAAGCGGGAGCUGAACGAGAUCAUGCAGAAUCCGCCGCCCAAUUGCAGCGCCGAGAUGUACAAGGAGGAUCUGUUCCACUGGAAGGCGAUCAUCAUGGGGCCCAGCGGCACGGCGUACGAGGGCGGCAUCUUCAAGCUAGACAUACGCUUUCCGGGCGCGUAUCCCUUCCGUCCGCCGCAGAUCCGUUUCAUAACGCGCAUCUAUCACUGCAACGUGGACAGUCGCGGCGUCAUCUGUCUGGAUGUGCUCAACGAGCGCUGGUCGCCGGUGAUGAAUAUUGCCAAGGUGCUGCUGUCCAUUUGGGUGCUGAUUGGCGAGUGCAAUCCGAAUGAUCCGCUAGUCAUGGGCAUUGCCGACCAAUACAAAUGCAAUCGCAGGGAGCACGAUAAGGUGGCGCGCUACUGGACGAAGCGCUUCGCCAUGCCCAAGCCCAAGGCCAGCUCCAAGGCCGAGCAGGAGCUAAUGCAGUCGAACGCACAGGAGCCGGACAAGUCGGAUCAAGUGUCGGAUCAGGUGUCGAGUCAGGCGUCUGCUCAGCUGUCGAAUGAGGCGUCGGCUCAGGUGUCGACUCAGGAGUUGGAGCAAGCGUUGGAGCCACUCUCGCUGCAGUCCGUGCCGGAGCAGCACGAAGAGGCAUCUGAGCUGAACCAGAACCAGGCCCAGACCCAGAACCAGGCACAGGACCAGCAGGAGCCGGAGACAACGGUGAGCAGCGGAACAGGCAGUGAUGCCGCUACUGUUAACCCGAACCGUAGCGAACUUUAGACAGAUUUCCCCAUAAUAAACAGAC